AUGACGGCCGCCUCGCUGAACAUCGAUGGGAGGCGAUCGCUCGCAACCUUGAAGCUCGAGGAUUUCAAAGAAGGACAAGGGUCGCCUGUGCUAGUCACUGGGCAGUCAAGCGCAAUUAGUUUGAUCCAGGAAGAAUACGUCGAAGAAGAAGCGCAGCGCGAUUUAGAUAUUGUUCUUACCGAAGCACAGCAAGACGAGCUUGAGGUUGCCUAUAAGAUCAACAAGCACCCAGAUAAUGAAACAGAAGCUGCUUUGGCAGAAAAAGUGGAACUGCUCCCCCAUGAAGUGAAGGUAUGUGCUCAGUUUUGGUAUUAUUUUCAAAUAGAAUGCUAA
Sclerotinia sclerotiorum 1980 UF-70 is the source of this 333-nucleotide messenger RNA. RefSeq lists its product with no specific name. NCBI's taxonomy places the organism in Eukaryota, Fungi, Ascomycota, Leotiomycetes, Helotiales, Sclerotiniaceae. The transcript has 2 exons. Gene Ontology annotation, molecular function: DNA binding. Bases 1 to 333 code for a protein of 110 amino acids. The record is from RefSeq and is a predicted model, not a curated record.